Molecule: messenger RNA, 1458 nt
Organism: Truncatella angustata
Lineage: Eukaryota; Fungi; Ascomycota; Sordariomycetes; Amphisphaeriales; Sporocadaceae
Product: major facilitator superfamily domain-containing protein
Exons: 8
Coding region: 1-1458 (485 amino acids)
Biological process (GO): allantoate transport; transmembrane transport; dipeptide transport
Cellular component (GO): plasma membrane
Molecular function (GO): allantoate transmembrane transporter activity; dipeptide transmembrane transporter activity
Source: RefSeq, a predicted model, not a curated record
AUGGAGAAGACACGCACAACCGAAUGCGGUACCAUGGAAGUUCUUGGCGAAAAGGAGCAGAAGAAGUUGGUACGAAAGAUAGACUCACAUCUCAUGCCCAUCUUGAUUAUCAGUUAUGGUCUUCAAUACCUCGAUAAAACAAGUUUGUCGUAUAGCGCAAUUUUAGGAAUCCAGCAAGAUUUGAACCUUCACGGUCAGCAGUAUAGCUGGACAUCAAGCAUAUUCUAUAUCGGUUACCUGGUUGCGUCAUAUCCCAUCUCAUUAGGCUUCGUCAAGUUCCCUCUUGGGAAAUAUCUUAGUAUCUUGAUUCUGCUUUGGGGUAUCGUCCUGACUCUACACACCGUCGCGACCGAUUAUGCGAGUCUCAUGGUCCUGAGAACGUUGCUAGGUGUCUUUGAGAGUGGUAUCAGUCCUGGUUUCUCUCUAAUUACUGGUAUGUGGUACACACCAAAGGAGCACGUUUCACGACACUCGUUUUGGUUUGCCGGCAACGCAUCAGCCAGCAUAGUCGGCUCGAUGAUUGCCUAUGGUAUUCUCCAUUAUCAAGGAUCUUUCUCUCAGUGGAAGAUGCUAUUCCUCAUAUUUGGUCUUAUUACUGUUCUCUGGUCUGCGAUUGUUUGGUUCUACCUCCCCGACUCGCCCGAGACUGCUAAAUUCCUUACCCCUGCUGAACGUGAGAUGGCCGCACUUCGGCCCAAGAAGUUCCAAAGAACCACCCAAACUAAGAAAUGGGAUCGUGCCCAGUUCCUUGAGGCCAUCAAGGACCCUAAGUCGUGGUGGUUCUUCUUUUUCUCCUUCGUCACUUGUAUUCCCAAUGGAGGAACGACCAGCUUUAGCACUCUUGUCAUCAAGAGUUUUGGAUAUGACAGCUUCAAAACAAUUCUCAUGGGUCUCCCCGCUUCUGGUUUCCAGCUUCUCACCGUCAUCCUUGCCGCUGUCGGCACUACGUAUCUCCGCAGGUCGCGUCUUGUUGCCCUCGUCCUCAUCUACCUCAUGGCUAUUUCUGGUAUUCUCAUGAUCAAAUUGCUACCUACAACAGAAAGGCUCCCUCGCCUUGCGGGCUUCUGGCUUAUCACAGCCGUGGCUCCUGCCUUUCCACUAAUGCUUUCUCUGUCGGCGAGUAACAUUGCAGGAUUUACCAAGAAAUCCACUGUUAUGGCAAUGAUAUUUUUGGGGUAUUGCGCUGGUAACCUCAGCGGACCGCAAUUCUUCAUUAGCACUGAAGCUCCCAACUAUUCUACGGCUUACACUGCCAUCUUGGCCUGCUUCGCCAUUACAAUCGUCCUAGUCGUCAUACUGCGCUUCUACCUGGUGCGAGAGAACAGUGUCCGGGACAAGGAGCAGGGCAUGCAGAGGGAUCCUGAAGAGGUUCGUGAGGUAGACCUCGGUCAUGAUGAGCAAUUGCUCGACGUGGACGAGACAGACAAGCAGAACAGAGACUUCCGUUACAUUCUGUAA